Messenger RNA from Erythranthe guttata (spotted monkey flower), 1549 nucleotides. NCBI's taxonomy places the organism in Eukaryota, Viridiplantae, Streptophyta, Magnoliopsida, Lamiales, Phrymaceae. The record is from RefSeq and is a predicted model, not a curated record.
UUAUGACAUAAAGAAAGCAAAGAAAAAAUAAAAAAAAAAGCCUUCUUCUUCCCCACCCAACUCACAGCACACACAUCCACCAUUUCUCAACCCGGCCGCCGGUUCUGCUCCGCCGCUGCUCACCACCAUCUCACCUCCUUCACCACCACCACCAUUUUCUCUAGAUCCGCCGCCCACCAAUAAAUUUUAGUUUAUUGAAACUUUAGUUUCUACCUAUAAACUUUACGCGGGCCUCAAACCUUUCCCAAUCUCCUAUUGUGACGGCGGUGGUGGCGAUAAGGAAGAGCAAGAGAAGAGAAGAGAAGAAAAUGACGCAAUUUUUAGACCUAGCAGGUUUGGCCGUUAUCAAUGUCGCCGCCGUCGAGAGAAAACGCUUGGAGAUGUUAGAUAGGCCAUUGAUAUAAUUGGGGCUGGGUUGUACGGAUUCGAGUUUGGUAUGAAGAUUGUAGAAGAUGAGGUGUGAUGGUAUGCCACGAGACUCGCCGGUUCAGUAUGAUACAACGGGCGAGUGGGGGGCAAUUGUCUGACCAAGAAUAUUGUGAUUCCAUAAUCCGACAACACACCAUGGUCCAUCUCCGAUCGGGUAGAGAUGCGAAUACACAGGGAAUCGAACAAAAACUCGAAAGAAUCGAAAAUGCAAUAGCAUCUCUCAGCGCCGAAGUAAAGGCGAACGGGCCAAGAUUUCACAAAAUCGAAAAUGCAAUAGAAUCUCUCGGUGCCGAAGUAAAGGCGAACGGGCCAAGAUUUCACAAAAUCGAAAAUGCAAUAGAAUCUCUCGAUGCCGAAGUAAAGGCGAACGGGCCAAGAUUUCACAAAAUCGACAAUGCAAUAGAAUCUCUCGGUGCCGAAGUAAAGGCGAACGGGCCAAGAUUUCAAAACAUCGAAAAUGCAAUAGCAUCUCUCGGCGCCGACUUAAGGGCAAACGGGGCGAGAUUUCACAACGACCGCCUUCGCAAUAGUCAGAAUUGGACUGCCGGCGACUACGCCGUGGUGGUGAAGUACAGAGCCGGACACCCGUAUCCCCACUGCCCACGCUGCCCGGAUGUUCAAUUUAAUCAGAGCUAUCCCAUCAAUUCUGCACCGCCUGCGAAUUUAUUGCCCAAGAACUACAAUAUGUUCAUUGAAUGGCAGCGUAUGAGUCCAAUAUACAUGAGGGAGAAGUUAGAAGGACUUCACUGGUUCUAUAACGACAGUAGGUUCGAGGUGCCGAUGAAUGCAACUGCACAAAUGUGCAUUGAUGCAUUUGCCAAGCUGGAUGAGUUUCUUCGCUAUCCCGGAUACUGACCUGUUCUCCUUACAGCUCUCCUUACAACUGAUCUGACCUAAGUGAUUGAUAUUAGCAGGAUUUCUGACCUAAGUGAUUGAUAUUAGCAGGAUUUUCACUUCUAAUUUUCGUAUUUUGUACUUCGGAUUCUAAUCUUUAUUUUCAAAUUGUCUUUAGCAAAUAUUUGAGUGGGAUAGAUGGAUGAUAUGUAAUGGAUGAUAUAUAUGAGUUUUAUUUAUGUAGUUUUUCGGGUAAAGAGCAUAAAACCUUGUUCGUUAAGGAAAA